Messenger RNA from Vidua macroura (Pin-tailed whydah), 2843 nucleotides. RefSeq names its product X-ray repair cross complementing 2 (gene XRCC2). The record is from RefSeq and is a predicted model, not a curated record. Lineage: Eukaryota; Metazoa; Chordata; Aves; Passeriformes; Viduidae. Gene Ontology annotation, cellular component: Rad51B-Rad51C-Rad51D-XRCC2 complex; centrosome; replication fork. Bases 43 to 879 code for a protein of 278 amino acids. The transcript is spliced from 3 exons. Gene Ontology annotation, biological process: double-strand break repair via homologous recombination; DNA strand invasion. Gene Ontology annotation, molecular function: four-way junction DNA binding; ATP binding; ATP-dependent DNA damage sensor activity.
GGCGCUGCGGGGCGGCGGCGGGCGCGGGGCCGCGGGGCCGCCAUGGGUGACGCGUUCGGCGGGGCGGAGUCGGGCACGCAGCUGCUUGCACGACUUGAGGGCAGAAGUUCUUUGAAGAAUCUCGAACCUUGUCUGUUUGCUGAGGAAGGAUCUCCUGUUCAUGGAGAUGUUAUUGAAUUCCAUGGCUCAGAAGGGACAGGAAAAACAGAAAUGCUUUAUCACCUAAUAGCCCGCUGCAUCAUUCCCAAAGCAGAAGGAGGACUGGAAGUAGAAGUCAUGUUUGUUGACACCGAUUACCAUUUCGAUAUGCUCCGGCUGGUCACCAUUCUUGAGAACAGACUGGCACAAGGGACAGAAGAAAUGAUAAAGCAGUGCCUGGGAAGGCUCUUCCUUGUGAGCUGCAGUAGUAGCACUCAGUUACUCCUCACUCUCUACUCUCUAGAAAACCUCUUUUGCGCUCACCCCUCGCUCUGUGUUUUGCUUUUAGACAGUUUAUCAGCUUUCUAUUGGAUAGACAGAAGCAAUGGAGGGGAGAGUCUUACCUUGCAGGAGAUGAACCUGAAGAAAUGUGCUAACUUCCUUGAAAAGCUUGUGACACAGCACCACUUGAUCCUCUUUGCAACAACACAGACACUAAUGCAGAAAUCUGCAAACUCUGCAGAAAACUUUUUACCUUUAAAACUUCCACAUGAAACCGAUACAGACUACAGACCGUAUCUCUGUAAAUCAUGGCAGCAAAUGGUAACACACAGGAUGUUUUUCUCUAAGCAGUGUAAUUCUGCCAACAGCAGAGGUUUUACUGUAGUUUCUUGCCACCUCAAAAGAAACCAGAUAGUAAAACGUUCAUUUAGUGUUGCAGAAUGUGGAGUUCAGUUUUAACAUCAGUUUAUUUAGUAAACAUUUAUCAAAUCCUGGUGCUUAAGGCCUGAUUAGGUCUAAGUACCUUCUAGUAACUUUUCAACUAGCUGGUUGUUGCUGGGUGAUUAAUAAUUGUCACCAUUUUCUUGAAAUUCAGUGAAGGGCAGGGAAUGGUAAAUUUUUUUAAUUACUUCAGGAAUUCCAUCCAAAUUGUAGAGGACUGUUGACAUUACUUGUUUGUGCUUAAUCAAGAAAAUGGUAACCAAAGACACUUAAAGUCCUGGUAUCCUUCAGCAGUCUAGCCUAUGUGGCCAAAUGGCUGUUGGAAUUUCUGGGUCUUGCUGCUUUACACUCCUCCUCUUCCAAGCUGCAGAAGUAGGAGCCUACUUGUCUGUGGCAGAGGUUGCAAAGAGGCCAGAGUUCACACUUUAUAAACAUUGGCCCUGGUUUAUUCCCUGUAGCUUUGGGCAUAAGAAAUGCCGAUUUUGCCUGAAGAAGAGGAUUCAUUUUCACAGCCUGUUAAAUAGUGGUGAUCCUGACUGUGCUGCUUCUCCUGGCUCUCAGCCUCUCCAUUUACAUUAGCGGCUGCUCAGAGGAGCAGGGAUUGCAGGUGUUCUGACCCUUACAAAUGUCUGGCAUUGAAAAACCUGGUUUACAUAACUGAAGGAAAAGUAAAGACCCAGCUCUGGAUACCUGUGAGCUUGUGCUGCAUGCAGCAAACAGUUUCAUUUUUGGAAAUGAUUAACUGCAAGUUAUGGGUUAUUUUGGGAGUGAAGGUUGUUUUUUUGUCAUUUUUCAUUUUUUAAAAUGAUGCACAGACUUUUUCUCUGCCCUUCUUCAUUAUUCCUUCCCACCUCUUUCCCUUCCCCACUCUAAGAAAUCCAGGAAUGCCACGCCUCUGGUCUUUACCAGUAUGUAUUUGCCACAUGUAGAACAUUUGUGUGCAGGAUUUGGCAUGUAACAUGUUGCAAUUCUGGCAAAGAAGAUUCAGAACUUAUGAGAAAUGCCCUACAGUUCUGGCAAAGAACACCACUUUAUUUAUGAACCUAGAGUGCCCUUUGAAAGCUUCAAAGUGCUUUACAAGAAAGAAAAUUGCACACAGUACAUUAUUUAACACAAAAACUUACAUUAGCUUACAAAUUCAAAUUACUCAAACAAGGGGGAAAUACUUCGCACAGCAAUGUUUGUUCAGUCAUGUUGCACAGCACGUUUUAUAGUUUAGAUUGAAGAGAUUAUUAACAAAAAUGCAUAUUAAGAAGAAGUAUCUAGCUCAGUAUCUUUUUGAGGAAGACGCCUAAAAAACUCUGUUGUGAGACACUUACCUUUGAAUUUCAUGACUUCUGAAGCAGCCUUUUCAAGCUGAAUGUAUGUCUGGAAUCCCAGCUUUGUAUAGUUCAGUUACCCUCUUGGGUUCCACUGUGUCUGUUCACAAUGAAUUCAAUUUAAUUAUUCUUUCUGUGGGAAAACUUCCUUUUUUCCCUUCUCAUUUUAAGCCUUCCAUCUGAUCACUUCUUCUUGCCAUCAGUUCUUUGACACACAAGCAAACUUUGCCUUUUCAACAUCUCCCCAGAGCUGAUGGUUUUAUAGAAUGUCACUUCAUUUGUGCUUUCUCAUCCAUCAGCACCAAUAUGUAUUUUAUUUCAAAACCUGCAUGAGUACACAAAUCCAUGAAAAAAUAUAUAGCAACCACUCAGCCUAGAGUGGACCCAAGUUAAAUAGUUUACCAUGAGUAGACACUUUCACUAUGAAUUAUGAUAAAGGGCAUUAUUGAAUUUCUUUGUAAAAAAUGAAUGGAAAAUUUCAAGUAGAACUAGAGAACUUUAAAACCUAAAAAUUCUAGUACUAUGUAACUUCUACUAGAAAAAAGUCAAAAACAAACAGCCCUCCUUUCCAUUGGAGAAUACAACUCCACUGAUGAUUAACUUCUUCAUAAAAUCAUAUUUGCUGAAGAAUAUGCUUGAGGGAAAAAAAAACAAAACAAAAAA